AGUCUGUGGUGCGAGUGCGACACGCGACAGUGGAGUUUCGAUUUGGUUGGAAACAAAGAUGGAGACACAUUUUGACAGUCUUCCUGUUGACAUACUGCUUCACCUUUUCAACUACAUGAAUGAAAAAGACUGUUUAACCUUUUCGAUCUCAGGGGUGUCUGACAGAUUUUCAUGUCUAUGGGGAGAAAGAAGAAACCUUUCAAUCCAGCAGUGUUUUUUUGUCACCCAUAAUUCAUUACACACGUAUCUAAGUAGAUGGGUUUGCCCAAAAAUAAUUUCAAGUCUCGAUAUAAGCCACUGUUAUUGGCUGCCAAGUGACUUUUUAUUUGACGUUGUAACUUCAAUGAGUCACUUGGUAGCAUUAAAAAUUCAAGAUACCAAGCUUAACAUGUCACAUCUUUGGCAGAUAUUUAAAAGCUGUCAUCAUAUUGCAAAACUUAGUAUUAGCUUGUCAGAGAACGAUGAACCUAUUUUUGAUCAAAUGAAAGAGUCUGAAUCAUCAUCUCUUCAAACAUUAUCAAAUGGUUUCUCAAAACUGACUCACUUAAAAAUCCUUGCAUUCAAUGGUGCUUAUUAUAUAGACUCUUGGCCUUUAAUCCUGCAGCUAUUAAGUUAUUGCCGAAAAUGUGUGGAUUUGCACCUGGAAAUUGCCUAUAGUGAUUAUGAAUACUUCAUGCAUGGGCCAUUCGGGAAAUGUAAUUAUGAUUAUGCAUUCGUCGAUCGUGCUCGAGACGAAUUUUUUCCAAACUUGAGCUGGAUGGCAUUAUUGAAAAAUUUUGUGAUUUUGAAAAGGGGCGGUUUAUAUACUGAAACUAUAGUAGACGAAUGCGUCGAGGGGCUGGUCAAAUGGGUAUUUUCCUAUUAUGACAUGAACUGUGUUGAGCGCGUUUGGAUAAAAAUUGAAGAUUGUGGAAUCCCGUGUGAUAUGAUCCCUUCAGAAUGUCAACUAAAAUCACUUGUAUGCUAUGUUCAUGGUGAUGAACUGUCAAGUUUUGACGGGGAUGUCGAUGGGCGAUUUGCUAAGUUGGAACACAUCGGCGGUAUGAUUGCGCUACAACACUGGACCGGGUUGCCUAACCUUCGCUACAUUCAUGGCUUUGGCCACAGUGCACAAGAAGUUGACGAAAUGUGUAGAGCACAUCCCAGGUUAGAGUUUUUGCAUUUGGAUGACAGCUAUGUAGAAUAUCCUUUUUGUAUGAAAGCUGACUGGGUGUUGCAUCAUUUAAAGACAUUCGUUUACGUUUGCCUGUAUCCAAUGAAAGAGAUUCUAGAACCAUUUCUGAAAGCCGCUCCUAAUCUUGAAGUGCUUGGUAUUGGUCUUUCGAAUAACACUGCUUUUGGUCCUAAUCCUAGUCCUUACGAUGAACCUCUUGAUUUUUUGAAAAUGAUAUCACGUUGUGGUCGGUUGACUACCAUAACCCUAAACCAGUUUUGUUUGUUCGAAGGAGAUUUAUUUGCGAUAUUCAGUGGCUGCCCAUUACUUCGAAAUCUUCAUAUUUGCGGUGGUCUUACUUGCCCCGAAUCAUUCGACAAUCUUUGUCGGUACUUACCUCUGGCUAAAAAGUUGCGAGAUUUUAGAUUGCAGUACGACUCCAGGUGCGAAGGAGAAAACUCGAAUCGGGCCGUACUGAAUGCUCUUCUCGAUUCUAAAAGACUGGAAAGAAUUGUUCUCUACGAGGAGGACGGCGAGGAGGACGACUCUAAAUUUCCGUGGAAAAGUCAGGAACUUCAAGACGUUCUAUUCAAAUUUGUAAGCAGUAUGCCAGAUCUCGUCUGUUUCUUUUUCUUCACGGCAUCAGAAAUAGAACCAGGAACGGUGGCCAAACUGAAACAGAAAUUUGACGAGUUUAUUAUCCCAAUUCGACCGGCCUUUUGGUGCCAUGUUGAUAGAACCCUUCCCAGAGCAAUGGAUCCCACAGUCCCUCGAAUUCAUUAUGACCAGAUUGUAUGCCCUAUGGAAUACUUGGCUCCCGAAUUUUGAUCGUAUGCUUCAAAUGUACUUAGGUUUUUCAAAUUAUUCAGGUAAAUUUGCGCAUGUUAAUAAUUUGUAUUUUGUGUGGCAACCCCGAUUUUUUGUUUUGUUUUGUUUUUCUUGUUUUGUUUGUUUAGUUGGCUCGUUUAUUGCAGUCACUCAGUUACAACAGAAUACAACAUAGUGUGAAAUAGUCAAAACGCUUUUAGUAAAGAGUGUAAAGACCUACUGUAUGCUUCACUUAAAGGAAAACUGCAACUUUUACCUAUACAUUUGAGAUGAAUAAUGCUACCUAAUUUUGCUUAUAGCCAACCAACAAUACUUUAAAUAUUAUAUAUGUACAGGAUCAUGUCGCUUUGAUGAAAUUAGACAAGAUGACAUUUCAGUCCAAGGUUUAAUCACCACUAUGCAAAAGUAUCUUAAAGAAUAUUAUCAGAUAAGGAUUGUGAAGCUGUUUCAAUUUAGUCUCAUGGAAAGAAGACACUUCACAAGGAUUUCAACCGUUAUCACCUUAGUAAUGGUAAUUUCCAGUUUUCCUUUAGCUCUAGUGAAGCAUACAGCAGUUUGAGAGCUUGAAGACAUCUUGAACAAAAUCAGCAACUCUUAUCAUUCAACUUCCACCCAAUAUACUUAAGUGGAAAUGGAAAUCAUCAAGAAAAUGCUGGGGGACCGCUUCAUCCAAUGACAAUAUAUAGUAACAACAAGUAAAUGGUAUCUCCUGGAAAUCCAGUUGUUGCAAACGAAUAAAGUCAAUGUGUUAGAUAUAGUUCAUUGAUUAUGAAGCUGCCAAUAAUAUUUGUUUCUUUUAAAUCUAUUUAGUCAUCCUUAUUCCAAUGAUUUUGUUUUGGAAUGGUAGGGUAUAGUGGAGAUCCUGUUCCUAAAACUGUUGUCAAUUUGAGCUGAAAUAUCUCUUGCUACCUAUACAGUAUGUU
This is a messenger RNA of Daphnia pulicaria, 2904 nucleotides long. RefSeq lists its product as uncharacterized. Bases 59 to 1981 code for a protein of 640 amino acids. The transcript has 7 exons. Lineage: Eukaryota; Metazoa; Arthropoda; Branchiopoda; Diplostraca; Daphniidae. The record is from RefSeq and is a predicted model, not a curated record. Gene Ontology annotation, molecular function: protein binding.